AUGUCUGCGGGCGCGGCGAGGCCGACUGUGCCUCUGUUCGUCUACGGCACGCUGCAGCGCGGGGAGAACAACUACGCGUGGUGGCUGGCGGACCCCGACCACGCCACCUUCGUCGCGACGGCGCGGACGCGGCGGCGGUACCCGCUGUUCGUCAACCUGUUGCCGGACGGCGACGGGUGCUCGCCCUGCCUGCUCGACCUUCCCGCGGAGGGCGACGGCGCCGCCAGCGACGACUCCGGCGCGACCCCGCCGCAGUUUGUGGUGGGGGAGUUGUUUCUCGUGACGCCGGCGCUGAAGCGCUGCCUGGACGUGCUUGAGGGCGUCGCCGACGGCGUGUACGCCCCCGGCGAGAUCGACGUGGUGCCGCUGGACAACGCGCAGGCGGCCGCAGCGGUACUGCACGCCUGCGGCGGGGAGGCGGCGAAGGCGCUCGUGUACUUCCGUAAGAGGAACUACCCGCCCGACUGGAACAGUCCCACUCCGGCCAGCAGCAGCAGGCUCAUGCGACGGUUUUCCGCGGCGGCGUGCCUGCGUCUGUACGGCUCACGCUUUGCCGGUUUUCCCGCCCACCUGCGCUUCGCGGCAGAAAUGCGAGACGGUCUUCAAAAGGUGGCUGGGUGCCCCUUCGACGUGGCCUGUGGGGUGCCGCUGCGUCCCGCGCCCGUUGUGCUCUUCAUCAUCGACGGCGUGGGCGACGCCACGUACGCCGAGCUCGGGCACCGCACACCGCUGGAGGUGGUGGCCGGGGUCCCCCCGCGGAGGCUCGCGGGGGGAGCGCCGGCGCCCCCGCCCCGCGUCACGGAGCAGUACGCCUCCCCCGGCAUUAACGUGGUCGCUAGGCACGGGGUGAGCGGGCUGAUGGACGUCGUCGAGGCGGGCGUCAGUUGCGGCAGCGACACCGCCCACCUCGCCCUCUUCGGGCACCCGCCGACGCAGUACUAUAGGGGACGCGGCGCUUACGAGGCUCUCGGGGCGGGCAUGGCCCUGGAGGACACCGAUGUAGCCUUCAAGAGCAACUUCGCCGUCCUCGACGUGCGCACCGGGGUUGUCACGCACCGCCGCUGCGACCGCGACUUCACGCUGGAGGGUCCCGUGCUAUGCGAGUACCUCGACGGGACUCUGAUCGCAGGCGAUGACGCGGGCCCAUUCAAGACGGCACACGCGUUGAAGGUGGAGUACGCCACGGAGCACCGCUGCGGCGUCGCCAUCACCGGGGAGGGGCUCUCGCACCGCAUCACGGGCACCGACCCCCUGGCAGACGGUCGCCCACUGCUGGAGUGCAAGCCCACGGUGCCGCCGGACCACGCGGAGUACGAGGCCGCCGCCUACACGAGUCGCGUGGUGAACGCGGCAUCGCGGCGCAUUAUGGAGCUGCUUCGCCACCACCCGAUCAAUGAGGCCCGGCGGAGGGAAGGGAAGAGGAUCGCCAACGUGCUGCUACUGCGGGGGGCUGCAAGCAAGGGAUGGGUGCCGCCGUUUGCCGUGCGUCACGGUCUUGUUGGCUUUAUUGUUGCCCCCACCUGCAUCAUCAAAGGCCUCGGCAUCUGCUGCGGCCUGAAGUCGGUGGACGCGGAGGGGGCAACUGGCGAUUACCGCACGGACGUCAACGCCAAGGUGGAAGCGGCACUGCGGGAACUCGGGCUUCUGGACGCCGUGGACGGGGCCGCAAGGGAGGAGGGGGCGGCCCGCAGCAUGUUUGCCGUCAUUCACGUCAAGGGCGUCGACGACGCCGGCCACGACAAGAGCCUUGAGAAGAAGCUCAUGAUGCUGCAGCGAUGCGGCGCGGCCCUCCAGCGGCUGUGGGUUGCCCUGCCGGACGGCGGCACUGUGGCGGUGCUCGCGGAUCAUUCCACGCCCGUUUCGAUUGGCGACCACAGCUGUGAGCCUGUUCCCGUGUCCGUGGCGACGAAGGGGGCCCAUUUCCGUGAUGGCGUGGAGCACUACAGCGAGGUGGAGAGCAGCCGUGGGGCACUGGGGCGCUUUCGAGGUGAGGAGCUGCUGGGCGUGGUGAAGCGCGCCCAUUACUGGUACCACUACCUCCCACCGCUCGGGCACCGUAACUUUGGGGACAACUAA
Molecule: messenger RNA, 2076 nt
Organism: Trypanosoma conorhini
Lineage: Eukaryota; Euglenozoa; Kinetoplastea; Trypanosomatida; Trypanosomatidae
Product: putative 2,3-bisphosphoglycerate-independent phosphoglycerate mutase
Exons: 1
Coding region: 1-2076 (691 amino acids)
Molecular function (GO): metal ion binding
Source: RefSeq, a predicted model, not a curated record